AUCGGGCACAGGCAGUGAGGCAGGCAAGGCACAGCACAGCAUAGCACAGGCAGAAGUCUACGUUGAGUCGACACGACAGUCGAGUGCGAGAUACAUUUUUUUCUAUUUAGAGAGCUGAAACACCAAGACCUAAACUUGAGAAAUUAACUAACAAAAAAGAACGAGAAGUUGAGAACUAACGAAAAAGCCCUGGCCUGGCGCAGCGCAGUGAAAGAGCAAGAGCAAGAGUCGACUCGUCUUCUCGUAUUCUCGUCUUCGUGUUCGUGUUCAUGUUCGUGGUCAUGGUUUGUGGACGCAGCCAGCAGUAGCUCUUGGUUGUUAUUGAAAAUUUAAGUGAGUCAGUCGGUCGGUACGGUACGGUAAAUAGAAGGAAGCGAAACAAACUAACGGACAAGCUGACAAGCGAGAGACAGACGGACGGACGGUCGGACGGUUGCGGUACGUGUUGUGUUUUUGCCCGUUUACUAUCAAUCUGUAAAUGUUGAUGCUAUUCCUUUGCUCAAUGUGAUGCUGAUGAAUUUGCUUUAAGUGCAGUUGUGAAAACCAGAGCGACGUUUAAAUCGGCUCCGUUCUGUGUUGUUCUUGUUGUAUUUGUUGAUUGAUUUGAUAUUGAUAGUGAUUUGUCAUUGUACCUAGUACCUACAUACUCAAAAUCAUAUUGAGAAACAACUUAACAAAAACCUUAAGCUUAAAAAAAAGCAAGCAAAUUGAACUUUACAGACAUUUUGAAUACGAUACUCGUACCUACUUUAAAAGUUAACACAAAAUAUAUACGGAAUAUUGUUAACGAAAUAACGACAUCACCGUCGAAUACCUACUUUAUUAUUAAUUUUCAUCGGUUCCUUAAGCAAAAGAAACAACAAAUUCUAGAGAAAAUUAAAAUUUGGAAAAAAUUGAGUGCAUCUUAUAUUUUCAUUUAUUAUUACCCCUAGAUUGCUUUAUCGUAACAACAUUAAUAAAUCUGCAAAAAGAAAAUCAACAUUACAACAACCCCACCGAGAAUUGAAAAUACCCAAGAUAUAUAGGUAGAUAAAUAGAAUUGGGUUGACCCAGGCACAGUGAUAAAGGGUAUAGAUAUAGGACUUUUAUAUACCUACCUAUAUACAACCAACUAAUUGAAGAAAAGGAAUAUAUUUUUGUUACCUCAAAAAGUAACUAUUAAAUAUUCACUUCCAAAAACUGUUUAAAAACUACUCGCUUGACACCAUGUCGGAUGUUGGAAGUAUCGACGAAGGAGUCUCUGGUGGGCAAAAGUACAAUGUGGUCGGAAUGGAAGGUGGCGGAGCUGAAUUUGAUUCAGGCAAAGGACAACAAAGCCAACAAAUUGAACAAGAAUUAGCAACAAAAAUGUUGCAAAUUCAAUCAAAACGAUUUUACCUCGAUGUGAAGCAAAACAGAAGAGGGAGGUUUUUGAAAGUUGCAGAGAUAGGUGCGGAUGGUAGAAGAAGUCAAGUAUAUCUAGCACUCUCAACAGCAGCUGAGUUUCGAGAUCAUUUGUCGACUUUCAGUGAUUAUUACGCAUCAUUAGGACCACCCAAUCCAGAAAAUGUACCCGAAGAUGGAAAACUUAAAUCUGAAAUGAUGAUCAAGGACAACCGACGGUAUUAUUUAGAUUUAAAGGAAAACACAAGAGGCCGUUUUUUGAGAGUAUCGCAAACUAUUACGAGAGGUGGACCUAGAUCUCAAAUUGCCAUUCCAGCACAAGGAAUGAUCGAGUUCAGAGAUGCUCUUACUGAUCUGCUCGAAGAAUUCGGGACAAGUGAUGGAGGUUUUAAGGGAGAACUUCCUGAGGAACGUCAUAUGAAAGUUGACAAUAAAAACUUCUACUUUGAUAUUGGACAAAAUAAUCGGGGUAUUUACAUGCGAAUAAGUGAGGUAAAAAGUAACUUUCGCACAGCAAUAACAGUUCCAGAAAAAUGCUGGAUUCGCUUUCGUGAUAUUCUCACUGAUUAUUGUGAGAAAAUGAAUAAGUCCGAUACGUCAAUCACUGCCGAUAAUAAUAUUCAAACAACUCCUUCUAACAGUUUAAAAUGAAAGCUUAAAUAUUAAAAUAAUACUAAAAUAAAAUACAAAAAAACAACAGAUUAUUCAAUUACAAAGACAAACAAAAAAUUUAAUUAAAAUUAAAACACACCUAGACAGAUAACAUUAGCAUAUAUAUAUAUAUAUAUAUAUGCAUAUAUUUAUAUAUAUAUUUGUAUAUGUAUAUAUAUAUAUUGAACAACCAAUAGAGUUCAAUAAUAAUUUUAAUUAUAAUUAAAUAAAUAGUAUUGUAAGCUAUUACCAAACUAAACAAACAAACAAUGAUAGCUCUUAUUAAAAAAACAAGAGUGUCAAAUAUGAUUCUAUUAAUAAUUGUAAUGUAUAUAGCAAAUCACCAAUAGAAUGAAAUGAAUAAAAAUGAUAGUUUCCAGUUUGAGAUUAUCAAGUACAUGUUGCUGUUACUGUUGGUCUACGCAAGAUUUUCGCCUUGUUUCUUAAUUUAAUUUAAAAAAAAAAAGAAAAUAACAAAGAUAAAUAACUACCUAUAGUGUAAUUAUUUGUUAAAAUCUGUUUAUAGUCUAGUGGAAUGUUUUAAAACAGUUUGCUGUAAUACAAAGAAAGCAUAUAUAUAUAUAUUUGAACCUCUAAUUGCCUCAAGCAUUUCAAAAAUUGACAAGUCCCAAUUUAAAAUUAAGGCAAAUAUAUUAUAUUUAGUAUUUGCCGUAUAGCAUUCUAAAAAAGAAAACAAAAAUGAAAGUGAAAAGCAAGGGAAAUAAAAUUAAAGUACCUACAAAAGAUUUGUUCAAAAUAAAACUAAAAUCGUGUUGAGAUCCAAUACAGUUACAUAAUAUCUAUAUAUAUAUAUUAUAUUUACUAGAUCAAUUUUACAGAAAAAGAAAAAUCUAUACUUAUAUGAAUAAAAAAAUGUAUAUAUAUAUGUAUUUAUAUUUUAAUAUGUAUACCUACUCUAAAAGAAAAGAAAAUAUGCUAGAAAAAAAAGAAAUUAUUUUUGAAUAGCUUGUUAUACCUAUAGAUACAAAAAAAUGGAUUUCGUUGCAUCAAAUCCUUAGGAUGUCAAAGGAAAUUCAGUUUUUAAAUGAAAAUUAUUUUAUUGAAACAAACAGAACACGAUAAAUAAGAUACAAGAUACAAAAAAAAAAAAACAAAACAAAACAGAAAUCUCGAGUUCGUAAUUUCAAAUGAUGAACUUUUAAAUUUUCAUUAUUUUUUGAUAUAACUUUAAAAUUAAGCAAAUGAAGCAAAAUAGUAUGAGCAAUAAAAUAAAAAAUACCUAAUAGGUGUUAAAACAUGACGGGUUUCCGAAUGUAAAACUCUUUUAUUACACAGUUUAAACUAUUUAUGUAUAUUUGCAUACUUCACACAGUUUGAAAUUAAUAAAUUAUUCAUUUUACCAAUCUUAUAGUUAAAUAUCAAAGAGAAAAGAAACAAAUAUGAUUUAUAUUUUCUUUUGAUUACUUUGUUUUGACAAAGCUCAAAAUAAAUUAAUUGCAACACGAGGUCGUUUCCAAUUUGAAUGUUUUAUUUUGUUCGUAUUAAAACAUUGGUAGCAACCAUUUAACUGUAACUUCAACAUAGAAUCGAAGUCAUCUUCGAAUUAAAAAAUGAUUUCAUAAAGAAAAUACGUUCUAGAUUUAAAUAUAAGGCGUAUUUCAUGUGGAGCGGUCAACAAAAAAUUGUUGGUUGUUGAAUUUGGUGUAUUUAUGGUCCAUUUAUACUUUAAUUGUUUUUUUAGCAUAAAUCCAAAAGGAUUUUGAUUUUAAGGCCUGACCCUGAAAUUAAUUCAAAUCUCUUAGCUAUGGCUAUUUUAAAGAAAACAAAUUUCUUAAUUAUAUGAAGUUAGUAACAUUUCAACAACUAACACUUUUGUCGUUGUCCGCUUCACAGGCAAUGCCAUAUAAUCUAAAACAGGCAUUUUAAUAAUAUUAAUCUAUUUCAACUAUUUCUAAAAAGUGGUCAGUAUCUCGGAAACCUGAAACCAGACAUUAAUUUCGGAUUUCCGUAGUGUGGUGACCGAAUCCUAUUUUAAAAAAGUCGUACGUUUAUAUUUAAAUUCUUUGUUUUGUUUUUGAUUGGCAAAAAUUAAUACAUAUAUUUUUUACCGGCCAAAUCUAUCAAUAUUGAAAGGCGCCUGUUUAUUUGUUUGGUUAGGCCUAUGCAAACAUAUAGAUAUAUAAACUGUACUGAAGUUUUUCUGGUGGUAAAUAUAUAUAUAUUCUUUUUAACAGAAAAUGUUUGUUGACUAAGAUUCUACGUCAAAGAAAGUAAGAGUUUGUAAUGUUUUUUUUUUUAUCAGAAUAAUUAAUAUCUAUGAUUUAUUUGUAAACCUCAUUGCAAUUAAUUUACCUAUAACUUUCCCACCAUUUAUCAACGUAAUUUUAAAAUUUCUCCACUGUAGUAGUAGGUGCAAAAUUGUUAAAGUGCCUACAUUAAUUUAAUUAUGCUAAGUUUGAACAGCCGUGAUUUUUAUCAAAAGUGUUGCUUAAUUAAAUUAAUAUUGUCUGUGAAGUGUUUAAUAAUAAAAAAAAUGGGCGGUCUUAGUAUCAGCUUUGAUUAGAAUUUAUUUUAUUUAUAGCAGUAGUUAUCUAAAAACAAAAAACAUAUAUAAGUAGAAAUAAAUGUGAUAUUAUCUUGUUACAGAAGAAACUUGCAUGUAAAAAGAAAUAUCUUAUAUUUUCUUUACAAUCUACAACACUGUUUGGUUUCUGACAUCAAAACAAAAUUCAAUAGUUAAACUAAAAAAAGUGAAUUUAUGAUGGAGA
Molecule: messenger RNA, 4763 nt
Organism: Eupeodes corollae
Lineage: Eukaryota; Metazoa; Arthropoda; Insecta; Diptera; Syrphidae
Gene: Pur-alpha
Product: transcriptional activator protein Pur-beta
Exons: 8
Coding region: 1207-2034 (275 amino acids)
Biological process (GO): regulation of transcription by RNA polymerase II
Cellular component (GO): nucleus
Molecular function (GO): DNA-binding transcription factor activity, RNA polymerase II-specific; purine-rich negative regulatory element binding; RNA polymerase II transcription regulatory region sequence-specific DNA binding
Source: RefSeq, a predicted model, not a curated record